AUGAGCAGAACUAGUAGCCGAACCUUCUCAGAUGAUCGUGACGUUGACACUGGAGUCACUUCUACCCUCUCCUUGGUUACUGCAGAUCAGGUAUCUUUGUUUUUCCUAUUUUAAGUAAAAAUCACUUAACGAAGAUGUAAGAAUUACCUAAACCUUCUGUAGACGUACGUGUGCUUUGAUGUUGAACAACCAUGUGACGCGAAGCAAGAAUUGGUUGUCUCCAGAAGCCCGGAUCUUGCGGAUUCUGAUUUGAUCGCCUUCCGAAUGCGUACCAAUGCUCCGACUCGCUACAUCGUCAACCCCAAUUCUGGAGUCUUGACCAAAGCUCGUCCUCAGCAGACUGUAAGUUAUCCUAAAAUACUUCUGUCUGUUUUGAAAUCGAAUUGAAGUAUGACCCGGUAGAUAAAUUUGCAAUUUAUGUACCUAUAUACAGAACUAAUAUACAUGCAGACAUAUCUUGUUUUAGAUGAAGAUCGAAUUGGUCGGAAACAGAUUCAACCCCCAUCAUCGUCUUGUUGUUCAGGCAAUCAAAAUCGAUUCUGAAGCCGAGUUGAAGCAGGUAUGGAAGUCUAAUCGCAUCCAAAAAGAACUCCAAGUUAUCCCACUCGAACUGAGCACCACUCUCAUGAGCAUCGACACCACUAACAACAUUGACAACGUAUGUUAUCUAAGAAUAUUUCAAAAUCAGUAAAAUUAGCGUUUACAACUUCAUAAUUCUGCUUCCAGAUUGAUGACACGGUUUCCAUAACAAGUAUCUUGGAACAAAGCUCGCGAACUGGGGAUGGACGAGUGAAAGAACUUGAAGGUGUCAAUGCCAUGCUGAAAGAUGAUAUAGAAAAGAUCAACAACAACACCAAAUCAGCGUUCAGAUUGAAAGACAUACUUCUGAAGCAGAUUUCCCAAAGAAAAGAACUAUUGGAAGACCUGAAGAAGAAGUUGAAGACCAGAGAAGAAGAAUAUACUCGACUUGCCAAGAAGCUCGAGUCUCAAGAAGUAAUUCUGAAGCAUCUACAGACUCCGAAGAACGGCGAUAACAACAACUGUGUCAUCUCAUAG
Bursaphelenchus okinawaensis is the source of this 1056-nucleotide messenger RNA. The record is from the annotation of a GenBank genome assembly. Lineage: Eukaryota; Metazoa; Nematoda; Chromadorea; Rhabditida; Aphelenchoididae.